AUGGAUCAGCGACUCGAACUGGGGCGGGAAAGACCAGCUCAGCUUCUCAUCGAAGAAAAGGGGCCAACCAAGAUCCUCGCCGACAAACAUCCAACUGUUUCAUACAUCUUCAAAGCAGCAGCAGUGACCGCUACUACAGACCAUCAACUGCAACGGAAUGAUCCACCCAAGUUGGCCGCAGCUUCGGAGUCGGAGAGAUACCAAAGUAGCCAAAUCCGCAACAAGAUCCUCUUCGCCCUGGGGAUCUUCCUCAUCGAGCUGUGCCUGAAUAAGACCUUCGAAGAGAUACGUCGUGAGAGCCAGGCCGCCAGCCAUUCGUCGUCGACUGACCUUCCAUCCUCGAUCGUUGACGACUUCGAGAUCGCAGACCGCCAGUUAGACAGGAUCUACCUCGAUGCCGGUAAUUCAUACGGAUAUGCCGUGCAGCGGUGCUUGCGCUGCGAGUUCCCCGGCCGCGACGUGACGAAAACCUUUGACUUCCAGGCCUUCAGGCGGCAUUUUUUCAGCGGGGUGGUCGCGCCUGUUCAGGCGACGAAGUUCGGCAAACAGAUACAGAAGCGCCAGCUUGAGGUUCCUGAAUAUGCCGCCAGUUUUGUGAAUUACAAGGCGCUCAAAAAGCUCAUCAAGAAACUCUCUGCUACCCCGACAUUGAGCGCCCUGAAUGACCAUCAAUAUCCUCCUACACCGGUAGACACCCAGGUUGCUCUGCAGGCAAACAAAGCAAAGUUCUUCUUCCAAUUGGAGCGGGAGCUUGAGAAGGUCAAUGCCUUCUACCUGCAAAAGGAGGCCGAGCUCAAAAUUCGGCUCAAAACAUUGCUGGACAAGAAGAAGGUCCUGCAAUCGCGCCAGGGUGUUUCCAGACGAUCUGCCAAGUUCACCACCCUGGAGGAGGGGUUUCAACAAUUCGCCAACGACCUGAACAAACUCCAACAAUUCAUCGAGAUCAACGGAACUGCCUUCUCCAAAAUUCUGAAGAAAUGGGAUAAAACGUCCAAGUCCAAGACGAAAGAACUAUACCUCUCACGGGCUGUAGAGGUCCAGCCAUUCUUUAAUGCCCCAGUCAUCAGCGAGCUCUCUGAUCAGGCUACGACGAGUCUGCAAGAGCUAGGUGCCUGGGCUGAUGGCGACCAUGUCACGUUUGAAACCCGGACAGAACAUAUGGUCAGCAGUCAACACUUGCUCGGAACCGACGAAGGCGAUGCAGAUAGUCUGUUGCUGGAUAUCGCCAUCACCGGCAACCUGGACUCCCUACGGGACCUUCUCGCAAGAAUGCAAGCUGCGUCGAGCUCACCGGCAACAAUGAACAUCUCACUGAUGGAAAGAGUGACCCGCACCUUUCUAGCUGCAAUCCACGAGGCGCCCCAAGCAUCCCUCGAGGUCUUGUUGGCGACGGGGCUCGUUGACAUCCGGUCUGAAGAUGACAUUAACGAGCGAAAUUGUCUCCACCAGGCGACUAUCUACGGCAAUUCCUUCGUCCUGGGCGUCGGCCUUUCUGGAGGGGUCGCUGUCAACAGAACAGACGUCUACGGCCGGGUGCCGCUGCAUUAUGCAAGCAUGCAUGGGCGGCUAGACAUGCUCGAGGCUCUACUUCAAGCUAAUCCUACUACGAUCGACCUGAUCGACCACGACAACUUCACCCCCCUGAUCCACGCAAUCAUACAUGGUCACCUCGCGUGCGUAAAGCGGCUUCUAGCGACGUCAUCUCGGUCGGAUCCCGUGUCGGAAACAGACCAUAUACCCCUUAAUCUGGCCUGCGAACACGGAUCAGUUGAGAUCGUGGAGCUCUUGCUGCAGCAUGGCGCGCAGAUACUCCCCGAUGCCGAAGGACUGUACCCACAGCAUCUCGUAGCCCGUUCGGGCCAGACACCACGGUUACUUCGUCUACUGCAGCAAUAUGGUGCCGACUUGGACCAAGUAGAUAAGCUGUAUGGAUGGACACCCCUGGUUCAUGCUGCAAGCGAGGGCAACGUGCCUUGCCUGCAAGAACUGCUCAACGUGGGUGUCGACCCGACCAUCGUCGACGAGAAAGAUCUCCCUGCCAUGUACUAUGCUGCUUGGGAAGGGCAUCUAGCAUGUAUGCAGUUACUUACGCCAUGUCAACGAGACAAGACUGCAAGCCCCUUCGUGCCGCAACCCUCUGGGUCUCUCUUGACGCCACUGGGCAGUGGAAGCGCGCCUGAUCCCAUGUCACUGGAUGCCGACGCCAUUCCAGUACUCGAACUACCUCCACCUAUCAUACCUCUGCGGCGGUAUGGUCAUAACUUUCUGGAUACGAAGACUGUUGUCCAGAUCAGCUUUGAGGGAGACGGAAACCAGCCUCUGGUAUUCUUCCACGACAGCAAAUACCCUGCCUCGCGGCUUACCAUUUCCUCCAAGCUUUCCGACCUCAUACCUAAAAACAUAAUGCUGCCCUUCCAAGAGGAUACACGACUCGUGUCUUUCCAGAUCGAUAAUCUCGACACAUUCACCCUCGAUUUUGAUGUCUUCCCGACAUACGGCGCGAAGAUUAUCGCGAAAACGGUUGCUCUUCCAAAUACUUUCCGAGCUUCGCUGAGUAGCUCGGGGCGAUGCUGCCUCCCGUUAUUUGAUCCUCGGCUCCGGGCGAUAGGCCAAAUCACCUUCAAUACUCAAGUCAUCAAGCCAUUCCAGGGGGCACCACUGGAAAUUACAGACUUUGAGACCUACUGGAAGGCGACCAGCCAACUUGACCAAAAUCCAAACAUGUUUGUCACCGGCUCGAGUUUGUCUGGUGACUUCGUGCAGGUGUACGUCCAACACACCAGCGACGGUAUUCCCGUCCUAUGGCCACGGUGGAUGAUACAGUGUGGUGGUGUCGACAUACCGGUCUCGCGAUUGUCUUAUGACCAGUUCACAACUGUCACGGCCGCCAGCCCAAGUCGUGUACAGCUUGCGUCAGUGCCCCAACAGGGUCUGGAGAACAUCGCCGAGGUCCAUCGAGUUUUGUCCACAGCAGGCAUCUCUCUAGAACAGGCCCUGUCUAUCUUGCCCUCUUCGAUGCAUGUCAACCUACAGAUCAUCUACCCGUCUGAAGACGAAGAAAGGAUGCUCGGGCUAGGACCAACGGUGAAUGUCAACAGCUUCCUUGAUGCUAUGCUGACAGUCGUGUUUGACCACGCAAGAGAGCAGCGGGCUCGGAGGAUGUCGGCUCCUGACACGGUCCGAUCGGUUGUCUUCAGCUCCUACAACCCCACGCUUUGCACUACGCUGAACUGGAAACAACCCAACUUCCCCGUCUUCCUGUGCAAUGACCUUGGACGAGCAGAGGUCAUGCCUGCACCGAAUGUCAUUCAGAGUAGUGGCCGGAGGACGUUCUCCGUCAAGGAGGUUGUGAGGAUAGCACAGAACAAUAACUUCAUGGGCCUGAUAUGUUGUUCUCGGCUUCUGGAAAUGGUUCCAGCCCUCGUGGACGCGAUCAAGUCGAAUGGACUGGCACUCGUCAUUGACAAGUCAGCCGAGCGAGUGGAAGAGCCGCGGCUCGCGGAUCCCUUCCCACGCAUGCCUAAAGGCGUCGAUGGACUGCUUAAGAGUAAUGGUGUCCUGCGCUUUAAUGAGUCUAUAGGUGUAUAG
Messenger RNA from Anthostomella pinea, 3588 nucleotides. The record is from the annotation of a GenBank genome assembly. Lineage: Eukaryota; Fungi; Ascomycota; Sordariomycetes; Xylariales; Xylariaceae.